This is a messenger RNA of Galdieria sulphuraria, 1388 nucleotides long. RefSeq lists its product as uncharacterized. The record is from RefSeq and is a predicted model, not a curated record. The transcript has a single exon. The coding region runs from base 89 to 1186 and encodes 365 amino acids. Lineage: Eukaryota; Rhodophyta; Bangiophyceae; Galdieriales; Galdieriaceae.
CAUAUCAUAAGGACGCCGUGUGUAAGAAUUGAAGAUUGCUUUGUGCUGGUGACUCAUGAGCCAAAUAGAGAAAGAUUGUCCGUAAUAUAUGUCUUCGCUGUCCAAGGAACAGUUGCGCGCUCGUUUACGUUUGAACCAACGUUUGGCAGUUAGUCAGUCGAGUGACAAUAAAAAGCCACCGCCUUACUUUUGGAGGUUACGUCCAAUAGGUUCCAAACGAAAUACAGAGACAACAACUGCUUGGGAAGAAAAUGAGAAUCAUACUACUUCCAGUAGUAUAGAUACCAAAAGUGACCGUUUAUCAGAGUUGACUUUUCAUUCUACAAAGGAAAAGGAAGCUAGUAGUGAAGAUUUGCAGACCAAGCUUCCUAGUGCAUAUAGGCAAGUUGAAGCUUCGUCGAAGGGACAGUGUUCCAAACUGGAUGUGGCAGAUGUACAGGAGGGCGCAAGAUCGGUUCCACAACAGGAAGAGACUGAAACAACUUUAGGCGCAGAGUUAGAGGAUAAUAAUGACUUGAAGCUAAAUGGAGGGAUACUUGAAGAAAAGGAUAAAUCGCUGCUUGAAAAAGAGGUGAAAAGAUUACAAGACGUUCUUUCGCAAAAAGAAGAACAAAUAAAGCAGAAAGAUAGUGAAAUAGGCUAUCUUCGUCAGGUUCUUGGAGAAAUUGCUACUGCUGCUCAUGUUGCCGUUCAGUUCGAGUCAAGCUACUCAUUCCCAGCAACAUAUUAUUCAGCUGAAGAUGUUAAACUAUCCAAGUCAUUUGACAAAGUUUCGUAUCCCUCGAAACGCGGCUUUCACUCACAGCCACGUCCUGAGAGUGGUGCUUUUUAUUUAUCUGCUCAUACGGAGGCUGAUAUUGAUGCUCACGACACUCGUGUGAGCUAUUCCAAUGAAGUCAUAAAGCAACUAGAGUCAUCCUCUAACCAUUCUGGAAAAGAUCGAAAACUCAAGUUAUCUUUACCAGUGGACUCUCUUGGACUAUCAGGUCCUGAUACAACAAGCGGUCGUCAUAAGGCUUCUUCUCUUACUGGUGACACGUUGUCUCUUCAGUCUAUACCUUCAGAAAGUGAUUCUUUGCAGUAUAAUUCACAAGAACAACAAGAACCAUCCACCGAUAUGGUACCUCCAAGUCCACGAAUAUCUCAGCUAAGAAUUCAAGAAGAACAUGAUGAACAUGUUUCUUAAUAAGUCGGUUUUGAGAAUAUAGUUUUCUUCUUCAGUUUUUGUCUUUUUUAGGGGGUCUUGAAACUCGUAUAUCAUAUGCAUAUAUAUAUAUAUCUGGAUUGAUAUGUAUUUACAAUAUUAUGACAGAUUACUUGUACAUAUUUUUAUCAUCACAUCUGCAGGAUGUACACUAUAACUUGUCAAUAAAAAGAUUUCUUCAACA